This is a messenger RNA of Mya arenaria, 1352 nucleotides long. RefSeq names its product G-protein coupled receptor 83-like. The coding region runs from base 1 to 1281 and encodes 426 amino acids. The transcript has a single exon. Gene Ontology annotation, molecular function: neuropeptide binding; neuropeptide Y receptor activity. Gene Ontology annotation, cellular component: neuron projection; plasma membrane. Gene Ontology annotation, biological process: G protein-coupled receptor signaling pathway. NCBI's taxonomy places the organism in Eukaryota, Metazoa, Mollusca, Bivalvia, Myida, Myidae. The record is from RefSeq and is a predicted model, not a curated record.
AUGGAGUUUCUCGAUAAAAUAGAGAAACUAAUUUACGGUGACGUCAACAUUACGGGAGUCCCGCCAAUUCAUGAGUUGUUACAGUUUGCUAACAAGUCUAGAAACGUGUCGUUCCACCAAGAAGGACUUGAAGAUGAGGAGCCAAAUAUAUGUGGACGGGUAUUUCUUAUACUAGCGUACAGUAUUGUUAUCGCGGUUUCUUUGUUCAGUAAUACCUUAGUUUGUCACGUGAUAUUUAAGAACAAAAGCAUGAGGACCGUUACAAACAUAUUCAUCGCAAACCUGGCCGUCUCCGAUCUCCUUCUGACAUGUUUCAAUGUACCCUUUAAUAUUGCUCGCAAUCUCAUAGAAAAUUGGCCAUUUGGGAGCGCCAUGUGUCAAUUGAUAAACUUUUCGUUAAUGGUGUCAUCGUAUGUGUCAACUUUUACCCUGCUUGGAAUUGCUCUGGAUCGCCAACAAGUCCUAAUGUACCCUCUUAGUCCCAGAAUGAGCAAACCAAUAGGAAUCGUUGUGAUUACUGUCGUUUGGAUGGUCGCAAUAGGUUUAUCAUUACCAUUUGGACUUUUCAACAAAGUUCAAACAGUUGAUUUCUUCUUCAAGAAGGUCAAAAGAUGCACAUCGGACUUUCCAAACCCAAGUGAUAAAUGGGAGAAAUAUUUGACAAUUACGACGUUCCUUUUACAAUUUAUAAUACCUCUGACAGUCAUCGGGAUAUCAUAUGGAAGAAUUGUUAAAAAACUCUGGGUUCGAACUCAUGUCGGAGCAGUGACGCAAAACCAACAUGUGUCUCAACAGAAAGCAAAACGUAAAAGCAUAAAAAUGUUGAUUGUGGUCGUUAUUAUGUUCGCAAUAUGUUGGACGCCAUUAAACUUAUACCAGGUACUCGCGGAUUUUAAUCCAGACCAUUUUAGCAGUACAUCGUUUUUCAUCUGCCAUUGGAUUGCUAUCAGUUCAACAUGUUAUAAUCCGUUCGUUUACUGCUGGCUAAAUGAAGCAUUUCGGGAGGAGAUUAAGUCCCGAUUCAAAUGUUGCUUUCCAAAGUCAAAACGCGUUCACCCCGGUGUUAUUAUAGACGGUGUGUUGUUCAGAACAGAUCGUAGCUUUUAUAGACUGGUUUAUAAAUCUCCUUCAACCAACAGAAGGACUUCAACUUCAACCCGACCAAAUGAAUUGUACAAAGUAAAUAACGAUAUUUCAACGAAAGAGCAAGCGGAGAUGCUGUUUUCGUCGUUUAACCAUAGGAAUCCAAUAAGCGACGUUCAGUUAGUGGGGCAACAAUAAGUGGUGCGCUCGAGACUGUCCUGCAAUUGCAGGAGCUGUGUGAACUUUGCAUUACGGAGAAUGGUAAUGCU